Molecule: messenger RNA, 1695 nt
Organism: Dermacentor andersoni
Lineage: Eukaryota; Metazoa; Arthropoda; Arachnida; Ixodida; Ixodidae
Product: galactosylgalactosylxylosylprotein 3-beta-glucuronosyltransferase S-like
Biological process (GO): carbohydrate metabolic process; chondroitin sulfate proteoglycan biosynthetic process
Cellular component (GO): Golgi membrane
Molecular function (GO): galactosylgalactosylxylosylprotein 3-beta-glucuronosyltransferase activity
Source: RefSeq, a predicted model, not a curated record
AGCUCGCACGGCUUCAGGGAGCGAGUCGACGCCGUGAACUCGGGCAAUGUUCGGCCCACGGAGGACGUUAGCGCAGUUUGUGACGUCACGAAGAAAAAGAUCGUUCGUAAUAUGCAGUAGUGAAAAGUCAUCGGCAUCGACGCGGCAUUAUUGCUCGUCGAGACAACAGUGACACGCGAUGAGCCUGUGACUCGCUUGUUGUGAACUGUGCCAAAUCAGUCGCGAAAUGUGUGACAGUGAAAAGUGAAGUAGUGGUGGUUGCUCGGCCGAGGAUUAUUCCAAAGACUCCUAUAGCAGCGGUCGGCCCGGUAUUGCACAAUCCCCGGGAUCUGCCCCCGCAUUCCGGCCCACGCAUCGUGAUACGGACGUAAGCCGGCCAGGGUUACGCCCCUGGGAACGCCUGCGGGGGAUGCAUACGGGGGCUAGAGGAGCGGUUCUGUGAUGGCGUCGCCACUACGAGGAAGAAUGCUGCUCGCCGUUGCUGCCCUCGUGUGCGCAACACUCCUUUUUCUAUGCGGCUAUCAAAGCAGGACAUUCGGAGGUUGGAGGACGACGAACAGUGACUCACCGGUGGGCUGCCCGCAAUGGAAGCCACCACCAUCGGAAGAGACGUUCACUGAAGCCAAAGCUCCUGCGAUACCGACCGUGUACGUGGUCACACCCACGUAUCGUCGGCCGACCCAGAUGCCCGACUUGGUGCGCGUCGCCCAGGCUCUGAUGCUAGCCACGGGAGUUUUCUGGGUUCUUGUCGAGGACGCCAUCCAAACCACGGAAGCGGUGUCCCGCCUGCUCCGCGACUGCGGCCUCCCGCACGUCCACCUGCUAGGGCCCUGCCCGCCACACCUCAAAACGCGGUCCAAGGGCCGGGGUGUGUCCGCACGCCGGACGGCGCUCGCCUGGCUGCAGGCGAACGCCACGCUGCCUGGCGUUCUGUACUUCGCCGACGACGACAAUUCCUACGACCAUCGGCUGUUCGACGAGAUCCGGUGGACAGAGACUGUGAGCGUGUUUCCUGUUGGAUCCCUUUUGAGAACCGGAGUCAGUAGCCCCGUGGUGGUGGAUGGCAGCGUGAUAGGCUUUCACGACCCGAGCACCAAGGGGCGACGCUUCGCCGUCGACAUGGCCGGCUUCGCCGUCAACCUGCGUCUGGUGGUAAACAACACACACCUCUCUAUGCCCCACAGAGAAGGUCGCCAGGAGACCGAAUUCCUCGAAAGCCUCAACAUAUCGCUUGCAGACCUGGAGCCUCUGUGCGAUAACGCCACGAAGGUUCUAGUGUGGCACACGCAGUCAAAGCCAUCUGUGUUUCCGGAAGCACAACGAAUAAGGAGAGAAUUCCGACUUCUGAAGACUAAUCUCGACGCACUGCUACGUUACAUGAACUCUUAGUGAUUGAAACAAUUCAAGCGUGCGCGUAAAACUGAAAGUAUCCCAAGUGCGUUUUUUUUUCUCUGCAGCGCUCAUUUUACUCAUUGUGCUGGGAUGAAAUCGCGUUCAUUCAUGUCUCCGUCUGGAGAACGCUGCACCGAAGAUCGACACCCUGCUACAUAAAUUCUUCAAGACUCGACUGUCUCGUGAAUACGUCGAAAUACUAAAGGACGAUUUCUUUCUUGCCUUAUUUCUUUCUUUCUUCUUUGUUUCUCUAUUAUAACAUAAGAUGUACAAUUACAAAUCGAACACGAUGCUUUCUCUGAA